Molecule: messenger RNA, 1790 nt
Organism: Equus quagga
Lineage: Eukaryota; Metazoa; Chordata; Mammalia; Perissodactyla; Equidae
Gene: SERPING1
Product: serpin family G member 1
Exons: 8
Coding region: 105-1535 (476 amino acids)
Biological process (GO): negative regulation of endopeptidase activity
Molecular function (GO): serine-type endopeptidase inhibitor activity
Source: RefSeq, a predicted model, not a curated record
CCCCAACCUUGUGGGACUAUGCACUCAGUCUGCGUUGGAGCACCCAGUGACCAGGAGUUUGGACCAGGAGUUUGGAGCAGGUCCGGACAGACGUCGCCGCCCAGAUGGCCUCCAGGCUGACCCCCCUGACCCUCCUGCUGCUGCUGCUGCUGGCUGGGCAUAGAGCCGCCUCAAAUCCUGAUGAUAGCAACCACAGCUUCACAGAUCCAGAGAGCUUGCAAGGAGAAAGCAAAGGAGACAUCUUGGACAUCUUGAAGGGAACUAUGCCCAAGACAGUAUCCAUUCAAGACACGGUGAGCUCUUCCACCUUGCCGGAAACCAAGGAGACCAACACAACAGUUAGUGCCACUUCGGGAUCUACCACUCAACCAACUACCCAGCCCACUACUGAGUUCGACUGCCCGGAGCCUGACAUCUCCUGCCCUGACUUGGGCAAUCACUCAGCAGAGAUGAUGUUGGGGGACGCUUUGACAGAUUUCUCCGUGAAGCUGUACCACGCCUUCUCAGCAGUGAAGAAACCCAGGAGCAACAUGGCCUUUUCCCCAUUCAGCAUCGCCAGCCUCCUCACUCAGGUCCUGCUUGGGGCUGGGGACAGCACCAAGAAAAACCUGGAGAGCGUCCUCUCGUACCCCAUGAACUUUGCCUGUGUCCACCAGGCCAUGAAGGCCUUUAGGUCCAAAGGCUUCAGCUCAGCCUCUCAGAUCUUCCACAGCCCAGACCUGGCCAUAAAGAACGCGUUUGUGAACGCCUCUCGGAGCCUGUAUGGCAGCAGCCCCAGAGUCCUGGGAAAUGACAGUCAAGUCAACUUGGAGCUCAUCAACGCCUGGGUGGCAGAGAACACCAACCACAAGAUCAGCCGGCUGCUAGACAGCCUGCCCGCCGACGCUCGCCUUGUCCUCCUCAAUGCCGUCUCCCUGAAUGCCAAGUGGAAGAAAACAUUUGAUCCGAAAAAUACCAGGAUGGAGCCCUUUUACGUUAAAUCCUCUGUGAAAAAAGUGCUCAUGAUGAGUAGCAAGAAGUACCCUGUGGCCCAUUUCACUGACCAGAUUCUGAAGGCCAAGGUGGGACAACUGCAGCUCUCCCACAACCUUAGCUUGGUGAUCCUGGUGCCCCAGGACAUGAAACAACAUCUUGAAGACGUGGAGCAGGCUCUCAGCCCCUCUGUCUUCAAGGCCAUCCUGAAGAAGCUGGAGAUGACCAAGAUCCAGCCUACUCUCCUGAUGAUUCCCCGAAUCAAAGUAAAGAGUAGCCAGGACAUGCUGACAAUCAUGGAGAAGCUAGAAUUCUUUGACUUUAGUUACGACCUCAACCUGUGCAGGAUGACUGAGGACCCGGAUCUUCAGGUUUCUGCGAUGCAGCACCAGAUCACGCUGGAGCUGAUGGAGUCCGGGGUGGAGGCGGCUGCAGCCACGGCUGUGUCUGUGGCCCGCAAUUUGCUGAUCUUCCAUGUGGAUCAGCCCUUCCUCUUCGUGCUCUGGGACCAGCAGCACAAGUUCCCUGUCUUCAUGGGGCGAGUGUAUGACCCCAUGGCCUAAGACCUGCAGGGGACCGGGCAACGGCAAGCCCUACCCCUCAAACCUCAGCUCUCCACUUGCAGCCCUGCUGCUGCCUGCCUGGGCUUGCCCCCAGCCACCUUGCACCUUGGGUCCUUUGCCCUCCACCUGAAGGGUUCCCUCAGGGUCUUGUGAAAGGACCUGCUUUUGUCAUCCCUGUGACUCUUUAAAUCACUCUCUGCAGCUUUGUCUGGUACAAGUACACAGACUCUACAAAUAAAACCUGGCAGACCAUGA